Messenger RNA from Lactuca saligna, 936 nucleotides. NCBI's taxonomy places the organism in Eukaryota, Viridiplantae, Streptophyta, Magnoliopsida, Asterales, Asteraceae. The record is from the annotation of a GenBank genome assembly.
AUGCAGGAACACUGGUGCAUCCAUACAAGACAUAGCGGACGCUCUUCACCGCUUGCAUUUGAUCUGGAAAACGAACGAACGAGUCGCUCAAAUCGAGUUGCCAGAAGGAACCUCAACAAUACGAGUGUAGAUAAUGUGGUCGUGGAAGAUGUGGUAGAAGGGCAUGAGGAUGCAGUCAACAAUUCUCCACCACUAGUUCCACCAAUAGCUCCUCAAUUUCCAAACAAGAACAAUGAGAAUAACAGAAACGACAACCAUGCCGAUGCACCAGUUAUCCAACCAAUACAACCACAACUGAACAGAAACAACCGUGGCCAAAAUAGUGGAAAUGGAGGAAAUUGGGCACAAAAUAUGGGAGGCAAUGAAGGAAACCACAAUGGUGGUAAUGAUAGAAAUCAAAACCAACAUCCUAGAAAUGUUGGCCCUCAAUUCGAUAAUGGUGGUAACGAUGGUGACUUGGAUUUUGAUGAUGGAAGUGACAAUGGAAUUGGUUGGAAUCAAAACCACAAUGGUGGUAAUAGGCAAAAUCAAGGCAACCGAGGUGGAAAUGGAAACUACAACAAUAAUUGGAACAACCAGAAUUUCCAAAACGGUGGCAGCAAUGACUACAAUGAUGGGUUUAGGAAUCAAGGCUUUGGGAAUCAAUACCGAAGGAAUCCAAAUGGUGGAUUCAACAAUGCAAAUGGAGGAUACUACAACAAAGAACAACAACCAAGGCGGGAACUACAACAACAAUGGACACUAGAACAACAGUCAAGGGAAUUACCCAAAUCAAAAUCAAGUAAAACAGUUCAAGCAGUCCAACUGUAUCCAAGGUGGAACAUUAAAGAAGAGGAAAUUUAUAGCAACAAGUUGGAUAAAAUCAUGAAAUUCAUAACUCAAACAUACCAAAAAGUUGACACCAACUCCAAGUCCAUUGCUGCUAUUGAGAAGUAG